Pseudopipra pipra is the source of this 1127-nucleotide messenger RNA. RefSeq names its product nudix hydrolase 6 (gene NUDT6). The transcript is spliced from 5 exons. Bases 31 to 894 code for a protein of 287 amino acids. Gene Ontology annotation, molecular function: ADP-ribose diphosphatase activity; NADH pyrophosphatase activity; NAD binding. Lineage: Eukaryota; Metazoa; Chordata; Aves; Passeriformes; Pipridae. The record is from RefSeq and is a predicted model, not a curated record.
GGCUCCGCGCCCCCCGCCCCGCUCGGUGCCAUGGCGCGGCUGUGGCGGGCGCUGCGGAGGGCGCGGGGCUGGGCGGCCCUGGCGGGGCUGCGGGCGCGGCCGGACAAGUUCGGGGGGGUGAGCGUGGACCUGGGCGAGCUGCGCCAUCCCCCGCGGGUGGAGCGGGCCGCCUUCGGGCGGUGGCUGCGGGAGUCCGUGGCUCAGUGGCGGCAGGAAGGUCGCAUUGCCGUCUGGCUCCGUGUCCCCAUCCUCCAGAGCGGGCUUGUGGCAACAGCUGCUUCCCAAGGCUUUGCUUUCCACCAUGCCGAGCAGGGCUCAUCCACCCUGACGCUGUGGCUGGGAGAGGGGCCCAGCAGGCUGCCAGGGUUUGCCACCCACCAGGUGGGUGUUGCAGGUGCUGUUCUAGAUGAAAGCACUGGAAAGGUCCUGGUUGUACAAGACAGAAAUAAGACUAUAAAUGCAUGGAAAUUUCCAGGAGGUCUGUCUAAUCCAGGAGAAGACAUUGGAGACACAGCAGUUCGAGAGGUUUUUGAAGAGACUGGCAUCAAGUCAGAGUUCAAGUCCAUCCUAAGCAUCAGGCAGCAGCACCAACACCCCGGAGCCUUUGGGCAGUCGGACAUGUACAUCAUCUGUCGCCUGCAGCCCUCCUCCUUCAACAUCAGCUUCUGCCAGCAGGAGUGCCUGAGGUGUGAGUGGAUGGACCUCGAGGAGCUUGUCAGGACAAAAAACUCUACUCCCAUCACCAGCAACGUAGCCAAACUCCUACUGUAUGGGUACAGGGAGGGGUUUGAUAAGAUCGACAUAACCAUGAGGGAGUUCCCAGCUGUCUACACAGGCCUGUUCUACAAACUGUACCACAGGGAGCUGCCCGAGUCCUACAGAAACAUUACAUGAGAGCAAUACAUUUCACAUUUCGUUAGAUUAAUAAUUUAGAAUUAUUACUGCAGUGUUGCACAUUAAAUUUAUUCAUGGACUUCUUUUUAGGUUAUUAUUAGUAAGUAAUUAUUCUCUAAUAAGCUAAGAGAUAAAUUAUUUUUAAAGGUAAAUAUUGCUGCAAGUGUGCAUCAGAUUUGUUUUCCUUUACUCCAUAAAGAAAGCAUAAUGUAAAUAAAACAGCUCUGCAUAGA